AGGAGCCCUCAGACAAACACAGGCAGCCCUGAGGUGUGAGACCAGUGAAAGCACAUAAAACCAGAGCAGAGCGCCUCUUCAACAGCACUGCUGUCAGCUUCCUCUCUUCAGCUUUGUGGAUUUUUGCAAACACUGACUUCAGGAGAAGUUUUGUUUGGAAUACUUGGACUUAUUUAAAUUAAAAAAAAAAAAAAAAAAAAAAACUUUUCUGGGAUAAAAUGGCACUUCAGCAGAACUCGGACAAGGAGCCAAACAUCGAGCUGUUCAUUAAGGCUGGACAUGACGGUGAGAACGUGGGGAACUGCCCUUUCUGCCAGAGGCUCUUCAUGGUGCUGUGGCUGAAAGGAGUGAAGUUUACAGUGACCACUGUUGAUAUGAGGAAGAAGCCAGCUGAGCUCAAAGACCUGGCCCCUGGGACUAACCCUCCUUUCCUCCUCUACAACGGCACCCUCAAAACAGACUUCAUCAAAAUCGAAGAGUUUCUUGAACAAAUGCUGGCCCCUCCCAGGUAUCCUCAUCUCAGCCCGAUAAACAAAGAGUCCUUUGACGUUGGAGCUGACAUCUUUGCAAAGUUCUCAGCUUUCAUCAAGAACAGCCCGAAUAAUGCCUCACAAGAGAAAAACCUGCUGCGGGAGUUGAAGCGUCUGGAUGACUACCUGAACAGCCCCCUCCCCGAGGAGAUCGACCACAACUCAACAGAAACGGUCACUGUCUCCAAGAGGAAGUUCUUGGACGGUGACCGUCUCACCUUAGCCGACUGCAACCUGCUGCCCAAACUGCACGUUAUCAGGGUUGCUUCCAAAAAGUACUGCAACUUUGAGAUUCCCGCACAUUUCACAGGCGUGUGGCGAUACCUUCAAAAUGCCGACGAGAGAGAUGAGUUCAAACAGACGUGCCCAGCCGACAUUGAAAUUGAGAAGGCUUACUUAACCGUGGCCAACAAGAGGAAAUAAACAUCUGACUCUUUGUGGUGAUCGUCCUGUUCUUUUUCUUUGUUUUUCUUUAACCAAAUGUAACCAUGAUGUGUGUAGAGAUGGUGAUCUGUAGAGGGCACUGCAAACUGUGCCAAUAAACCAGGCACUUGUUGUAGAGCGCUGAGACAUCCUAAAGGGAAGCAUUUUGGUAUUGACCAUUUAUCUAUACUCACUCACAGACAAAAAAAAAAAAAAAAGGCCACAUGUGCAAUUGAUUAUUGAUUUAUAUUUUGCAGAGCUUUGUUUAUAGUGUAAAUAUCUAUUUUCUUUUCUUUUUUUUUGCUUUUUAGAAUCAAAAUACCCACAUAAAUAUAUGUAUGAUUGUGUUAGUGUGAGCAAUAGCUGCAUGAACAGUUCAUUUUCGUGUAAAACACUCCUGUAUCUUACACUGUACACACUGUACAAAUACAGUUUCAUAUAAUUGAAUUGUCACACUAAUAAAAAAAAUCACAUUCCUUUGUCAUAA
Archocentrus centrarchus (flier cichlid) is the source of this 1440-nucleotide messenger RNA. It is a transcript of the gene clic2, whose product is annotated as chloride intracellular channel 2. Gene Ontology annotation, molecular function: chloride channel activity. Gene Ontology annotation, biological process: chloride transmembrane transport; negative regulation of ryanodine-sensitive calcium-release channel activity. The transcript has 6 exons. NCBI's taxonomy places the organism in Eukaryota, Metazoa, Chordata, Actinopteri, Cichliformes, Cichlidae. The record is from RefSeq and is a predicted model, not a curated record. The coding region runs from base 219 to 953 and encodes 244 amino acids.